AUGCCUAAAGAUCAAUUGAGUAGAAGCAUGAGUAGGUGUUUCUUUUGCACACUCCAGGAACAAGAUUUAUUGCUCAGGAGAGCUGGAAUUGCAAGCUACUUGAGAAACAUGCAUCAGAUUGAAGACCAAGAACUUGUUCUAGUACUCAGUGGGCUGUGGAAUAUUGCCAUGACUGAACCUCAAGAUGGAGAGCUUCCUUCUUUAGGUGUUUUUGAAUGCAUGGCAAGUCUUAUUGAAAGAAGUGUCAAUGAUGUAGAUUGGCUUCUUAGCUAUCAAAACAUUUACAAUGCAUAUUAUGCAGCUCAUAUUAUUGGUUCCUACACGAUAAACAAUGCCGAGUAUGCUGUCAAAGCUGUUGAUGCUGGUGUCAUACCACCAUUAUUGGAGCUUCUUAGAGGAAAGAUGAGCUGGGUAGAGCAAAGGGUAGCUGUUAGAGCACUAGGACAUUUGGCAAGCUAUGAAACGACCUUCAAAGCUAUAGCGCUUUACGAAGAAGAAGUGGUUAGAUUAGCCAUGCGUUUGGCUUCUACCUGUCUGGAAGUUGUUUAUAAGAUGUUUGUAGGGGUAAAAGACAAGAAGAAGAGGUUGAGAUACCAUUGUGACUUGCUCACGAGAGGGUUAGGUCUCGGGGAUUUGGAGAUAGAAAAUAGGAAGGCAGAGGAAUGGGCUAGUCAACUUCAAUGUUGGUGUCUUCAUCUUCUAAACUGCUUUGCCAUCAAAGGGAGGUCAUUAGAUCUCAUGUGUAAGCCAGAGUUCUUGAAGGAUUUGUCUGAGAUGUGGGGUGGACUUGCCAAUGGCACAUCUCCUUCAGGGAUUGGACUUAUCAGAAUUCUUUGUUAUAGUAAACUUGGAAGAAGAAGCAUAGCAGAAAUAAAGCAAGUCAUAGAAAAUCUAUGUAAUCUCUCCAGAUCUUCAGAUGAUUGGCAGUACAUGGGAAUUGAUUGCCUUCUUUUACUUCUGAAAGAUCCAGAUACGAGGUACAAAGUAAUCGAAAUUGCCACAUUACAUCUUAGUGAUUUGAUUGAACUUAGGGACAUUGGAGGAAGGUCAAACAUUGGUGAAAAGAUUGCAAGAGUACUUCUCGGUGAUUUUAAACUACGAAACUCCAAGAUCGUCAUGAGCAAUAAUGUUCAAAGAGCAUUAGAAGAAACAUGGAAUCUCAAUAUAAAGAAGAGAAUGAACGAGAAGACCAUGUCUGCUGAGAAACUCGAAGAGCAAAGAGUAUUGGUGGCCUUGAUAAAACAACAGGGAAAUCAUAGCUUUGAGUUGGGAAAGAUUCAAGAAGCACAAUUGAAGUACACAGAAGCAUUAGAGCUGUGCCCCACGAGAUUGAAAAAGGAGAGACUUGUGCUGUAUAGUAAUAGAGCUCAGUGUUCCUUGCUGCUGAAGGAACCUGAUGCAGCCAUAAGCGAUACAACUCGAGCACUUUGCCUUUCUAAUCCUCCGAACUCUCAUGGCAAGAGUCUUUGGAGAAGAUCACAGGCAUAUGACAUGAAGGGAUUGGGUAAAGAGAGCUUAAUGGACUGUAUUAUGUUCAUCAAUGGUUGUAUCAAAUCAGAAGCCACAAAACAUGUGAAAAUACCAUAUUAUGCAGUACGGAUGAUCUGCAAGCAGAUGGAUUCAACAUGGCUCUUUAAAGCUGCUCAGUCAAAGACAUUAAGCAAACGUGCUGAAACAGAAGAACAAUCGCAAAAAGAUGAUGAUCUUAGAAUUUACCAGGACAAACUCCCGAGUUUGAAAAUCUCCAUCCAAGGGAAGGGUUUCAUGGCAGGUAAUCAAGCUCCAUUAUCUAUGUUUAUCACCAAGUCUAGAUUUUUACGACUUAUAUACUUGCUUCUUCAAUAAAUGAACGACGACAUAAGAGUUAAUAGUACUUAUUACUCCUGCCUUAUGCAUUGGAUCAGGUCUGUCCACCACUUCUCAAGAACCUUUGCAUGGAAACUGGAAAGGCAGAAGGAAUCUUGAUGGAGCUGGGGGAAGUGGAGAGAGUUUUUCAAAUCAAUGAGGCAUUCUACCGAUCAUUAAGAAACAAUUAACAGGAAUUGGUCUUAACAUGAUUGAUUGGUGAAAAGCGGGAAACACAGAAGAAGACAAG
Coffea eugenioides is the source of this 2095-nucleotide messenger RNA. RefSeq lists its product as uncharacterized. Bases 1 to 1845 code for a protein of 614 amino acids. The record is from RefSeq and is a predicted model, not a curated record. The transcript has a single exon. Gene Ontology annotation, molecular function: protein binding. NCBI's taxonomy places the organism in Eukaryota, Viridiplantae, Streptophyta, Magnoliopsida, Gentianales, Rubiaceae.